Messenger RNA from Lingula anatina, 820 nucleotides. RefSeq lists its product as uncharacterized. The record is from RefSeq and is a predicted model, not a curated record. NCBI's taxonomy places the organism in Eukaryota, Metazoa, Brachiopoda, Lingulata, Lingulida, Lingulidae.
UGCCUAACAACAAUUAUGGAACACGCCUACAUCACCAAAAGCAAGCGAUCUUUGUUAUGGUCGCCCUCUUCCCACGAAGGUAAGGAUCACCUUCUAUAGAGAGCAGGACCAUAUACAUGAUAUAAAGGAAACGCCCGAAUUCUUAAACCAGUUACGACGGGUAUUUGCAGCUAACCUUCUAAACUGAGUAGCACCAAGGGCACAGUUGAGAAACUACAUUUAAAGGAAAAUGGCAAAAUACCUGAUUUUGUUGUGUGUGGUCGCAGUUACGUCAGUUUUGGGAUCACCAGUCUCAGAUGAGGUGUCUCUUUUGACACGUGUUCUCGAGGAGCUGAUGGACUCCGAAAAUUUGAUAAGCAAGAAGUCUGAAGGCUGCAUGGACCAGAUAAUAGGGACGUAUACGGCAUGUUACAAAAAGAUUGGAAAGAUGGCAUCAGAGUCCUGUGAAAGUCGCGUGGACCAUGGAGUUCAGUUCCUAGCUUGCAUUGGCCAGGCCACUGUUGCCGAAAACUGCAAAAGCGAGAUGAGCCAACGAAUUGCCUUUGCCGUUUCCCACCUCAACAGCAAUCUGAAGAAUCAUAAUUGUUAACUAUAAUUUUGUAAUGAUCAACUUGGAGCGCUGAUAUUAUAAUACCAUAUGUAUAUCAUUAGCAUCUUUAUUACUUCUGUCUAUCUAGUAGCCCAUAUAAAUAAUAUAUAACCACCUAUCUUCUUCUUCUACUGAACCGCUAUCUGCGUCUAACACAUUUUCAUGUCAAAGCGAUUGCAAAGUCUGAUGACAAAGUGUUCUAUAUAUCUUAGAUAUAAUAAAACUUUUUAA